Molecule: messenger RNA, 1142 nt
Organism: Carassius carassius (crucian carp)
Lineage: Eukaryota; Metazoa; Chordata; Actinopteri; Cypriniformes; Cyprinidae
Product: dnaJ homolog subfamily B member 6-like
Exons: 10
Coding region: 173-1120 (315 amino acids)
Biological process (GO): positive regulation of proteasomal ubiquitin-dependent protein catabolic process; protein refolding
Cellular component (GO): endoplasmic reticulum membrane; cytosol
Molecular function (GO): Hsp70 protein binding; ATPase activator activity
Source: RefSeq, a predicted model, not a curated record
AUCAGAGAGACUAGAGUCGCAGGCGCCAAUGCUUUGAAAAUCUAAAACAGGAAGUGACGUCAAAUCUUGGAAGAAAAAAAAAAUCCCAGAAGAUUCGUGUUAUUUCCGGCCGCUUCUUGUCACAUCAGCUCGAUACAGCGUCCCACAGGCAGAGCAAUUGAAGUCAGUUGCCAUGGAUGAUGACUAUUACGUGAUUUUAGGGGUGCAGAGAAAUGCAUCUCCAGAUGACAUCAAAAAAGCUUACAGGAAACUGGCUCUCAAGUGGCACCCAGAUAAGAAUCCAGAUAACAAGGAAGGGGCAGAAAAGAAGUUUAAGCAGCUUUCAGAAGCUUAUGAAGUCCUUUCAGAUGCAAACAAAAGGAACUUAUACGAUCGAUAUGGAAAAGAAGGCUUAACUCCAGGUGGAGGAGGAGGAAGAGGACACUUUAAUAAUGACCACUUUGGAGGAUUCACAUUCCGCAAUCCAGAGGAUGUCUUCAGGGAAUUCUUUGGUGGACAAGAUCCUUUUGCAGAUUUCUUUGGUGGAGAUCCAUUUAAUGAUGACUUCUUUGGUGGCGGUCGGCAGCACCACCACCAACACCACCACCACCACCACCACCACCAGCAGCGGGGCAUGAGCAGAAGCCGAACAGGAGGGUCCUUCUUUGGCGGCUUUGGGGGAUUCCCACCUUUUGGGGCAGGAUUUUCAUCUUUUGAUGCGGGUUUUUCUCCCUUUGGGCAUAUGGGAGGAGGUGGAUUAACUUCUUUCUCUUCAACUUCAUUUGGUGGAGGGGGAGGUGGCGGAGGCAUGGGCAGCUUCCGCUCUGUGUCAACCUCCACUAAAUUCAUCAAUGGCAGGAAAAUCACUACAAAAAGAAUCAUUGAGAACGGACAGGAACGUAUAGAAGUUGAAGAAGAUGGACAGUUAAAAUCUCUAACCAUAAAUGGAAAAGCCCAGGAGAUAGGCAUGCUGGAGGGUCACAGACAGAGGAAGGAGCUCCCUGACUCCUCCUCCUCGCAUUCUGCAAGGCAGUCAGCUCAGAGAGAGGAGCAAAAUAAAACUACAGGCAAAGAGCAAACUGGAGUCAAGAGGAAGAGAAUGACGGUGAAGGGAGAGACCAAAAAGGCCAAAGAGUCCUAAAUUUGUCUCUUCAUCUCAGUUU